Messenger RNA from Macadamia integrifolia, 2383 nucleotides. RefSeq lists its product as uncharacterized. The transcript has 6 exons. Gene Ontology annotation, biological process: box C/D snoRNP assembly. Gene Ontology annotation, molecular function: box C/D methylation guide snoRNP complex binding. Bases 1402 to 1980 code for a protein of 192 amino acids. Lineage: Eukaryota; Viridiplantae; Streptophyta; Magnoliopsida; Proteales; Proteaceae. The record is from RefSeq and is a predicted model, not a curated record.
UAGUGGCUGUAUCGAUCGUUGCCGAUAGGUAUACUAAUCCGAUAUACUCAUCCAAAAAGGUUUCGCUGAAGAAAUACUUAAAAAACGGAGAGGUAGGAAGAAGAACGAAGAAGAACGAAGAAGGGACAGAGGUUGAAGAUACAAGCAGCGGUUUUUUCGAAAUUCUUGUCUCAAUGGUUUGAGAUCUGAAACAGAAGGAAGAAGAGAAGAAAGACAAGAAGAGGAACAGAGAAAAAGAGCAUUUGUUUAUCUUUUCGGAGAUUUUUUUUUUCUUUGAUGAAAUCCUGUUUCGAUGGAAGGAGAUUUCUUGCAUAAUUUGUUUCUGGUUAAUCUUCACCAUCCCAACCAUUAGAGAAAGCUGACUUUGCUAUAAAUGGUUGGUCUUCUCUAGGUCCUUGGACAUAUAAGCAUAACUCUUCCGUGGGGUUGGGGUCCUUGUUUCUACUGACGGUGGCUCAUCAUUGUCGGGUAUCUCAAAAAUUUCUUGCAACGGCCAGGCAUUAGGAUGCUUUUGUUGUUGCAGUUGUUAAUGGUUAGGUGGUUUCCUUCUAAAACAUGAAAACAACCCCCAAACCUGAUACUUUGCGACAUGACAGUUCCAGUUCCAGGAAGGAUUUCACACUGAAGUAGCUUGCUGGGAAUAGCCACUGAAGAAAGAAAUCAUGGAACCCAAACUGCAAAUAAGAUAAAAAAAGACUUAAAAAAAACCCAGAUCAGAUCAGUAAUAUACUCUACUUCCUUCCUUUCUUCUUGCCUUAGCUCCUCCUCAGAACAUUCAAAAACAGAUGUCAGUUUCAAAGAAGAUUUUUUUCCCCCCGAAAACCUUGCCUGCUUUGCAUCAAAGAGUAGUUUGGUGGUUUGGGGAAAUAAGGAUUUGAAAAAGGAACUUUUAUUUGCAGCCCUAGGAUUAAAAUAGGACAGGUGUCACAAGGAUGUAAGGAAUUGGUAAGAAUAUUGGUGGAUCAAGAAUUGGAGACGUUCCAAAUCCGGCAAACGGGAAUGCUUAAACCAACCCUUAAACGGGUACAUGUUCUUCCACCUCCAUUGACAAAAGGUGAAGCAAGGCAGAGACUGCAGCAGCUCAACUCUUCAGAAAUUCAUCUCAGCGUCGCAUCAUCUAGCAACUCCGACUAGAGAAACUAUCUGUCCACCUUACACGGCUUGUUCCUCCAAGCAAUUUUUUUUUAUAUAUUUGCUCUUGUAGGACAAGUUUCUUAUGACGGCCAAUAAUGCUUCUGUUUCUUCCUUGAGUUGAUAUCCAUCAUUAUUUUACACCCUCUGAGUCUCUGUAGAAGAUUUGGAUGCCUGAUGUUUGACUUUGGCGUAUCUCUCUGUCCUGCUUGCUUGCUUUUGUGGAGUUAGUGAGAGUUUCUACCAUCCAUCAUCGUUAGAGUCAUAUCGAUGGGGCCGACCAGUAAAGAUCUUUUGAGCUUGGAAAGGGAGAAAUCUUCAAUCUGUCCAGAAUCUAUCCUUCAUGUUUGUAAAAAUGACUCUGUCUCUAGAAUGUCCAAAGUAUCUCAGAUUAGUGAAAAGCUUUCAACAACUUCUGUUCCUGCAAGUGAAGUUCUUGGAAAAGUGAAGGCUUUCCUAGGAGUUAUGGAGGAAGCUAAUAAAAGGUUGCAGCAUGAUGCGCAGGAGAAAUGUUGUGAUGACUAUGAUAUCGAAGUGCUCACCGGUAAUGAAACUGAAUAUGUUGAAAUGGACUUGUUGCUGGGUGUUGCUGAUCUUCACACUCCUGAAGCUGUGGCAGCUGCUGAAUCUGCCAUGGCUGGUUCACAACCACCAUGUACUUUGGGAACUGGUAGUAACGGAUCAUACUCAGAAAACAGUGAUGAUGACACUGACAGCGAUGAUGGUGAUGGUGAUGGUGAUGAUAGAACAUGCUCACCUGACAACUUCAAAAACCCAAAGGCAGAUCCAAACAAUUCCUUGGAUCAUGAUCAGCCAAAAAAGAGAACAAAGAUUAUUGAGCUCCAAUAAAGCUACAUUUGGUUGGAGAUCAUGGGAGCUGGAGAUGUUGGCUUCUAGAGUUACUGAAUCAAAUUUGUGAUACAAGAAACUGUUGAAAAUUAUGGUUAUGGAGAUAAAGGUAGAGAUUCUGUAAGGAGGAAGAAUCUUUUUAGGAGAGGACUAUUGAACUAGUUGCUGUGUUAUUUCAUGUAGGUCAGAGUGAAGUACUGCAGGUAGUUACUCUUCUGUACUGUUCUUUUUAUAUUACUGGAGCAAAUGGUGGUAAGGAUUCUUCUCGGUUGUCUUAGGAAAGGGGGCAAUACCUGUUGGCCUCAGUACCUUGAUAGUGUUGGUGAUGAUCUGAUAUAAAUACUUUGUUUUCAGCAUACCACAUUCUAUGGAUCUUCUUCAGCUGUGUGAACAUUGAGACCAA